AUGGCAGGUAGUUAUAAGAUAUGGGUACUUCAUGGGGAAGAAGAUAAUCCUACACAAAACCAAUCAGCAUCUAGCCAUGACUAUGUCUUUAAUGAUGGUACAACCCAUUCUGGAAAUAAUACAGGUGUACUUGAUAUGUUACAUGAUGCUGAUAAUGCUGGGCCUUUUGAUAGUCAAGCAGAUACAGGUAGGCACGGAGAAACUAAUGAUGAUUCGGGUGAAGCUGAUAGUACAAAUAAUUUGGGUGAAGCUAGUACAAAGUUUGAGGAGAUAUUAGGAAAAGCUAAGCAAGAACUAUACCCUGGUUGUACAGAUUACUCGUCAUUAACUUUCCUUGUAGAGUUAAUGCAUCUCAAAGUGCUCAACUGUUGGAGCAACAAAAGUUUUGAGAUGCAGCUUGAGUUGCUUAAGAAAUCUUUUCCAAAAGAUAAUACAAUUCCGAGUUCAUACUAUGAAGCUAAAAAGAUAUUGCGUGAUCUUGGAUUGGGAUAUGAAUCGAUUGAUGCAUGUAAAAAUGACUGUGCUUUAUAUUGGAAGGAACAUAAGGAUAGGGAUGAUUGUCCAGUAUGCCACGAGCCUAGGUACAAAUUCAAUGACGGAAAGGGUAAGAAGAUCCCACACAAGGUACUGCGCUAUUUUCCUUUAAAACCAAGACUGCAGAGAUUAUUUGCUUCAAGGCAUACAGCUGAUGAUAUGAGAUGGCACAAAGAACAUGUUGCUCCUGAAGGGGUUUUAAGGCAUCCUGCUGAUGCUGAAGCAUGGAAGCAUUUUGAUUUGCGGUAUCCACAAUUUGCAGAAGAUCCUCGCAAUUUAAGGUUAGGUCUUGCUACUGAUGGGUUUAAUCCCUUUGGAAAUAUGAAUAAUGCGUACAGCAUGUGGCCAGUUAUAGUGAUGCCCUACAAUUUACCCCCUUGGAAGUGUAUGAAACAACCUUUUUUCAUGAUGGCGUUACUUAUUCCUGGAAAGAAAGCACCUGGUAACGAUAUCGAUGUGUAUCUACGACCCUUAAUAGAUGAGCUAAAAGAGUUGUGGGAAAAAGGAGUGGAAACAUAUGAUGCCUCCACAGAAAAAACUUUUCGUAUGCACGCAGCUGUAUUGUGGACCAUAAAUGACUUCCCAGCAUAUGGUAAUUUAUCAGGAUGGAGUACAAAAGGUUACUUAGCAUGUCCAGGAGUUAAAAGUUGUUUCGGAAAGCAUCCAGAUAAGAGAAGCAAGAAAAGAAGUCGUACCAAGAAAGAGCUGAGUUGGAAAAAAAAGAGUAUUUUCUAUGAGCUUCCAUACUGGUCACAUCUUAAAAUCAGGCAUAAAAUUGAUGUUAUGCAUGUUGAGAAAAAUAUAUGCGAUAAUAUCGUGGGAACCUUGUUAAAUCAGGAAUUGAAGACCAAAGAUACGUUUAAAGCUCGCUUGGAUCUGGAAGACAUGAAUAUUAGACCAGAAUUGCACCUAAAGCGUAAAGGAGAAAAAUUUAUAAAGCCUCCAGCUUCCUAUGCUUUAACAACGGAGCAAAGGAAAGAGUUUUGUAGGUUUCUGAAAUCAGUGAAGUUCCCAGAUGGAUACGCAGCUAACAUAGCGAGGAGUGCUAAUGUGGAUGAUGGGAAGAUAUCAGGUUUGAAAAGCCAUGACUGUCACGUGUUUUUACAAAAAAUUCUCCCGGUUGGAAUUCGUUCGUUUCUACCCACGGAUGUAUGCACUGCCUUAAUUGAGUUGAGUAGUUUCUUUCAUGAUUUAUGUGCGAAGAAACUGAAUGUGAGUCACUUGGAAGAAAUGGAAAAAGGUAUAGUUUUGAUUCUUUGUAAGUUGGAAAGAAUAUUUCCACCGGCAUUUUUUGAUGUCAUGGUUCAUUUGGCUAUUCACUUACCCCGAGAAGCUAAACUUGUUGGUCCAGUUGGUUAUAGUUGGAUGUAUCCUAUCGAAAGGUACCUUGGAACACUUAAGCGUUACGUGAAGAAUAAAGCACGACCAGAGGAACGAAAUGAUGAUAAUUCAGAUGAUAGUCAACGACGCAAGGGAAAGCUGUCUGUUUUCGCUCAGGAUGUCCGUCCCUUCGGUACAAAAGCUAUAAAAUCACUGACUCUAGAAGAACGAGAACAUAUACAUUGUGAACAUUUGAAUGUGCUGAAAGCAGAAUCAAAUGACAACUUGUUACAGAGGCAUCAAAAACUAUUUCCUGUGUGGUUUCGAAAUCGGAUCGGAAAAUUGUAUCAUGAAAAUUUUUCAGGGGUUAGUGAUGAAUUGCAUUCGUUAGCACAGGGUGUUGAAUCUCGCGCAAAAUCAUUUUCUGCUUGUAUCUAUAAUGGAGUUCGAUUCCAUACCAAACAACGCGAACUUCGUCGAACGACCCAGAAUAGCGGAUUGGUAGUAGAUGGGGAACACAAUAGUAAGCCAAUUGAAUUCUUCGGUAGCUUGCAAGAUGUUAUUGAGUUAGACUUUUUGUAUGGAUACCGAGUUGUGUUAUUUAAAUGUGAUUGGUUUGACGUAACUCCUGGAAAUACAAGAAUUCGAAAGGAUUAUAGUUUGACAUGUAUAAAUACUAAUAGAAUAUGGUACAAGAGUGAUCCUUUCGUUCUUGCAUCACAAUCGCAACAAGUGUUCUACCUAGAUGACUAUAAGCAUGGAGCAAAUUGGAAAGUGGUUCAUAAAAUGCAUCAUAGACACAUAUGGGAUGUUCCUGAAAUGGAUAUCAAUGAAGUACAACCAGAAACAGAAACAACUAUCGACGAGGCAUAUCACCAUAACAAGGAGGCUCCAUUGCUAUUAUCCGCUGUUCAGGAAGAUGAUAAUGAGGCAACUGUACUUUAUAGAGAUGCUGAUGUUGAACUCGAAAUCAUAGAUGCAGAUCUUGUUCUAGCUGAGGAUGUCAUAGAUGAUGAUGAGGAUGAAGAGGAAGAAGACGAAACAUUGUUUAACUACAACAAUGAUGUGGCAAAGCCUGAGGAUAUUGUGCCAGAAGAAGAUGACUCGGAUCUAGAAUAUUAUUUCGUUACUGUCAUUUUACUUAAAACUUAA
Papaver somniferum (opium poppy) is the source of this 3006-nucleotide messenger RNA. RefSeq lists its product as uncharacterized. The transcript is spliced from 6 exons. Lineage: Eukaryota; Viridiplantae; Streptophyta; Magnoliopsida; Ranunculales; Papaveraceae. The record is from RefSeq and is a predicted model, not a curated record. The coding region runs from base 1 to 3006 and encodes 1001 amino acids.